AUGGAGAGAAACAUCGAAGAUGUGAAUAUCUUCUUAGAAAACGCUACGAAAAUUGUAACUGAGACCUCCAAGCUAUGCCUAAAAAUUAAAGCUAAGAAAACUUAUAAGCGUAUUAAGAAAUCGUCCAACAAGAAAUGGUUCAACUGUGAAUGUCGCUUGAAAAGGCAUGAAUUACGAAAAGUUUCAAAUGAAAAGAACCGUGACCCCCUCAACUCCAAAUUGCGGAAACGAUGUCACAAAACCUUGAAUGAUUACAAAAAGCUCCUAGACACAAAAAAGAGAGGAUUUCACAAAGAUAAAACAUCACAACUCGACAAACUAGCUUUAAAUCCUGACAAGGCGUCAUUUUGGAAUUGUUUAAAUUCGAUGAGCGACACUUUCAACGAAAAUGUUCCUGCCCCAAUCUCGGAAGAAUCAUGGCUUCACCAUUUCAAAUCUCUGCAUUCUAUUGACCCGAGGAAUUUCACGCAUGAACAUGAAAUCCAUAGGGAACUAAAUUCUUUAGAACACGAAAAGGAACAGUUUACCCAUCUCGAUUAUGAGAUAACUGUGAGGGAAAUACGUCAAGCGGCGAAGAAAUUGAAAAAAAAAGAAAUCACCAUUUGUUGA
This is a messenger RNA of Porites evermanni, 609 nucleotides long. The record is from the annotation of a GenBank genome assembly. NCBI's taxonomy places the organism in Eukaryota, Metazoa, Cnidaria, Anthozoa, Scleractinia, Poritidae.